UCAUGCAUGUUCCGGACAUAAGGACUCAUUGCCAAAGUUGCUGUUGUCAUUACAAGCGAUAAGUCAUACAACUAGAGAGCCGUGAUACAAAUGGAUUAAAAUUAGUUUAAUUUUGACGUACCAAUACGUCAUUGGCGGAUUUGAUCAGUUCGACUUUCACAUACCAGUACGUCAUGGAUUGCGAAUGGGUUAAAGUUAAAACAUCUGCUACACUAAUAGUUUUUCAACAUAAAUAGGUUUUAAUACUAUUUAUUUAUUUGUAGAUAAAUAUUAGUUGUAUUUAAAAGUAUAUGAUCUCUAACCGGCCAUCUACAAAAAAAGAUUAUGAUGUAUUAUUUGAUGUACCUGUCUGAGCUCAAAUAUACUGAACAAGAAUGGAAAAGAUAAGAAUUGACGAGGAUAAUUUUUGUUACGAAUUCUUCAAUUCGUUCCAAAUAUCAGAUUGUUACCAGCGUAAAAUUCGGUCAUUAAAAAUCGUCAUUUAUUUGAUAAUUUCAAGGGAGGAUGAUAGAGAUUGGACAAUAUUUGCGUAGUUCAUAAAAUAUUUGUCAAACUAUUAAGUUGUUGACAUAUGUGGAUUUUAUUACUGUUUUGUAAAGCAUUUAGUCAGCUCACGCGAUAUUGUCGUGGUUGCGGUUAAUUUGUCAACUGUCAAAUUUAAUAUGAAAGCCAAGGAGUGAUGCGACGUGGUAUUUUUGUGCUUACGUUGUCUUCGUCUUUCAUAAGUUAAAUUUAACAAAUUCAAAUCAAGAUAUCUGCCACGAUAAUGUCUUUUCGUUAUAAAUAGAUUAAUAUCUGUUUUGUAGAAAAUGUCCAGUUGGUCCAACUAAUGUCAUACAAAAUAUACGGUGCCAUUUAAAAGAAUCAAGGUUACCUCGAUAUCUCAGAAAAUUUAAGAUAUUAGAAAAUACAAUUGCGCUCAUUCGAUGAGUUCCAUGAAAUGCAGCAUAAAUCAUUUAAGACAUUUUUUGAUAUAACCAAUAUGUAACGAGUUAUUUUAGGUAGUACUUCUCACUGAUUCGAUUCACCCUGUAUAAGAUUCGCAAUAAUACAAUCGGUUAAAGAGAUUCCAAAACUGAAAUGGUCUUUUUAAUUCAAUGAUGAAUGAAUUACGGGACUUUCACAUACAGGAUUUAAUCACGAAGUUCUUUGGAAUUGCAUCGGAGAUGGUCCUCGUGUUGCAACUGACACCCGCCGGUGUCUUAGUACCCUAUCUCGAAAUAACGCAAUCUAAGAGAAAGCAGACGUACUUCUUGAAGAGGAAGCCCCAAAAGGUCACUGAGGAUAACUACAAAGAUUUGUUGAUACCAGGUGACAUGGCGCCGAAUCCAAUCGAGGAACUGGCGGUGCUUGAAGAAGAUGCAUACGUACCCAUUUUAUCUAAUCCAAAAAAUCACGUUGGGUGGCCGGAAGUUGUUCGGAAAGAUGUUAAGAAACAAGUAUACGAUCUUCGAAGUCUAAUCUGGCAGGUGAAAGGAAAAAUAACAGGACAAACUUUACUACCAAUGCCAAUGGGUAUCGAAGAAAUUCUUGAUCAGCAAUUCAAUUCUAAAUUAGAGUCUCCUAAAUUACUCCAAGUAAAGAACAACAUAGAGGAAAUUGUAAUAAAAUGGGCGACACAAAUUAAUGAGAUCCUCAACGUAGAGUUCUCAAAGUUUUCAACGAAUGAAAAGGAAAUUCCUGUGUCCGAGUUGGUCUAUUGGAACAUGAGACUAAAGAAUAUGGAAUCGCUUUAUUAUCAAUUAAAAGACCCAAAAGUACGACAGAUGGAUUUAUUUCUAGAAAAAAUGGAAAGUCCAUAUUCGGUGUAUUUCAAAAAUUUAGUAAAGAACGUGACUGCAUCAUUGUUGGAAACAAGGGAUAUAAAUCUUUACUUGAAACCUCUGGAAAUGUAUUUCAAUGAAAUUGAAAACGUUGAGUUCAGAGAUAUAAUAUGGAAAUUAAAGUUACUGUUUCACUGUGUUUGCUUAAUGUGGUCGAACUCGAAAUAUUACUCUAUGGAAAGAAUUAUUGCUCUGUUACGGGAAAUUUCAAAUUUAUUAAUUUCUCAGGCAGUGAAACAUAUAAAUCCGUCAACUUUAUUCGAAGGAGAUAUUGAAGACAACAAAGCGAAGAUAGCGGAGGUAAUACCGACGCUCAAUAGUUAUCAAGAAUUGUUUCGAUCAUAUAAAGAAAAAGUAGAAACUUACUUUAAGUCGCAAGAACCUAUACUUUGGACGUUUCACGAGAAGCUAGUUUUCGAAAGGAUUCAUAUGUUUGAGAAGAGACUUAAAGAAAUCGAGGUUUGCUGAAUAAUAUCUAUAAAUACUUGCUUUUAAUUUAUCAACAUUUAUGCCGUUUAAACAAAGUCAAUUUUUAUCGAUAUGAAGAAACGACAGUGAUUAACAAAAGAAAAUUGUAUCUAAAGUUAUAGGGAAAAUUUGAUUACUGACCAUUUUUUGUUAACUUUUGUUAUUGUUCAGUAAGUUUCGUUGAUAAAACUGGCAAAUAAAGCUGGUAAAGUUUCGUUGUUUAGGGGACCAACCUCCAAUGACCUUAACCUUCACAUAUGUCACCCUCGUGAGUUAUCUUCAGAAGGUUAUAGCUGUUACUAGUUGUUUGUAAAAGAUAUUAACGCUUCAUGUGGAAAUGGAGGUACAAAUGCUGGACCUACCACUGUUUUAUUCCAUAUGGGUCAGGUUAGGAUAGGCGAGGUAAAAAUGCCGAAACCUAACCUGAACCUAGUUGAUGAUAAAAUAGUUAAGAGAUUCAUAUUAGUUACUGCAGUAGUUUACUCGCGCAUUCUUGAGUUUCUACACGUUGGCAUUCAAAACAGUGCACUGUAUUGCGUUUUCGGAUAAAAUUUGGAAUAAUUUUCCACCAACUAUUAUGUUUUUUCGAUCGCAAUUCCUGGGAUUUUGUGCGUUUUAUUCUCUGAUAUGGAAGAGAUUCGUAUUAGACGGUAUUGGGUUGAACGGAAAAUUCGUUUCCUCUUUAAGGACAAUCUAAAAUUUCUCCUUUACAUGUAUUGUUUUCAAUCAAUAUAAUGUACAAUACAAAAAUGUAUAUAUAUAUAGCCAUACUUUUGUAAAAAACUUUGUUAUUCUACUGGCGUAGAAUCGCUUAGUCUUCCGAGAAAAAGAAACGUUCCAGUUUGUUUUUGCAGCAUUCCAAAGAGACAACUUCUAAUUGUCAAGAUAGUUUUGUAACGGGUGGAAUAAGUGACAAGUUGCACCGAUAUUUGUCGUGUGACGUUUGACACAUGUAGUCAGUCAUAUGUAGUAGAAAACAAAAAAUGCUUUUGAAAAUGUUUCUUUUAUAUAAUACAGUUAACUAUUAACCAAUCAUCAGUAUCAGGUUACAUCAAUUACAUUAAACUUAAUGGUUAUGGUUUAAAUCCAAAUUCAUCUAGUUACGGAAAACGAAACGAACUUUCUGUUCAAGCCAAUAGCUUAAACAGCGUAGCCGGCAAUGAACGAAUUGACGCAAACCAAAGUCAAAUCAAAGUGAAACGAAAAGCGUGGGAAUAUCUAGCGUCGAAAAGGUUCGUUCUACUUGCAAGAGUAUU
This is a messenger RNA of Bombus impatiens (common eastern bumble bee), 3547 nucleotides long. RefSeq names its product dynein beta chain, ciliary. Lineage: Eukaryota; Metazoa; Arthropoda; Insecta; Hymenoptera; Apidae. The transcript is spliced from 7 exons. The record is from RefSeq and is a predicted model, not a curated record. The coding region runs from base 1098 to 2291 and encodes 397 amino acids.